CUCCCCUUCCUGCACCAUUACUCUUUUGGCCCGAACCGGUCAUCGAACACUGAGAGCCUCUCCCGCCCAGUGUCCCCUCGCUCGCUCGAUUGCGCGCCUUCCGACCGCGUGCAACUCAUCACCGGGCCCACCGAUUGCGACUAAUCACCCCGUACCGCCGGAAGGAUUGACAACCAGUGACAAGGUGUGGGUAAAAGGGCAAUGAGUGGCAAGUCCUUAAGGAUCAGGCAGUCUGAAGUAGGACCUGAAGCGGUUUGAAGAGUGCUGGCCACUCGAGUGGCUUUAGAGGAGCGGAAGACUGUGUUUUGCAGGUUGACCAAAGGCCCCCAGAGAGAAAGAGAAAGAGAGCGCUUGACGCAACCCUCGCUUCCUUUUGUUCUUCCCUGUUUCUCAUCUCAGGUGAGAUACCUGUAAUCACGGCUGCCCAGAGUGAUACAUGACUACUACUUGUUGAAGUCACUUGGGAGAAGUUUGCCUCUUGUAUAUCUCGAGAGGGUCGCUCUGACUCGCCUCUCUCUCCCCUCUUACCUGCUCCCCUCCAGCUAAACGUUGCGGGUCAAGCGAGGACGACAGUCAGCGAGUACCUUAGUGCGAGUGAAAGUAUUUCAUUAACCUGAACCUCUUGGGAAUCAAUCGCUCUGCUCAAAAAGGAAGAUUAUUGUGGGACGAUGUCCAUCUGAAGAGUUUCUCUUGAAGUUGUUCAUCAUUGGGGUCCUUUUCCUGCAACUUGAGAAAGUCGGGUCACGGCGGCAGCCCAGGCGAGACUGAACCAUCAACAAAACACCUGGGACAGAAAAGUAAACUCGGGAAGAAACUCUGAGCGUGUUAUUGAAAUUGAUGAAACGUCAGAAGUAAAUUGACCUAGUGAUUCCAAAUUCGUGUGCUGUUAUUGUUUGUGUAGUCGGAACCGCGCCUUCACUUCAGCCUGUAAUUAUGAUGAUGUCUGGAAGUAUGCCACCCACGGCCGGGAGUAUGGGUGUCAUGGGAGUCAUGGGUGGGUACCUGGGAGGUGUAGGCGUGGGGAGAGAGUAUCUGGAGGGAGGAUCCGUCGGCGUGGAUCCUUCGGUCUGGGUUCCGCCUUUCUGGGACGAUCCUCAUCUCUCUGACGGACACCUGCACGAUCCUAGCAUCGCGGAGGCCGCCCAUAUGGGCGAACACACGCCCAUGGGCGACGUGGGCCCCGGGGAUCUCAUGGAUGCCUUCCCGCCCCAACCGCAGCAUGAUUACAUUAUGGGAGAACCAGUAAUCGUCAAGGAAGAGGAAAGCCUGAAGUACAAGGACGACUACUUCAAGUACAAGGAGAGCUACGUGAAAUACUCCAAGGAGGACGAGUACCUGAAGGAGGAGACAGCCUACAUCGACGCAGGAGAAGGCGAGGGAGGGGGAGGAGGUGGGGGAGGGGUAGACACCUCCGGCCAGGUCAGUGGAGGGCUAGUUGGAGUGGGAGGGUCCCCCUCGACCUCCAUAUCGUCCUCGAACACCUCGUCCUCCAACAGCUCCCUCUCAGGAGGGAUCUCAGGUCCGCCCUUGACGUCCACACACGUCCAGCAGUUGAGUUCCCUCUGUCCUCCUUUCCCCGAGGCUCAUCUCACCACUCUCUCAGGCUCCAAGGACGACGUGGACAAAAAAGGAAGCCCCGGAAGCGACAAGAAUAAGAGUCCCGAUGGACACAAACCCAAAACCAAGAGAAAACCCCGGGUCCUCUUCUCUCAGGCUCAGGUGUACGAACUGGAGAGGCGGUUCAAACAACAGCGCUAUCUCUCGGCGCCCGAGCGGGAGCACUUAGCCGGCCUCUUGAAGCUCACCUCCACUCAAGUCAAAAUAUGGUUCCAAAACCGCCGUUACAAGUGCAAGAGACAGCGGCAGGACAAGAACCUUGAGCUAACGACAGCUGCGGCCGCCGCAGCUGCUUCCAUGGCUUCUGUGACCUCUCCGCGCAGAGUUGCCGUCCCUGUAUUGGUGCGCGACGGGAAGCCUUGUCCAGCUGGAUAUCCGCCAUCUUACCCUCCCGCGUAUACGCCUCCACAGUACUCCCCUCCCGCCUACCAGUGCCCCUACAGCGCACAAACAGCUGCCUACCAACAAACACAGACGUAUAACCAACAAACCUUACGCACUUGGUGAAGGUGAUUAGUAUAAUAAUUACGUUAAUAGGAAUAGCAGUGACAAAAUAUAACUGAUGGUCUACCUAUUUUUUGAAAGGGAACGAAUGGUUGGUAAAGGAGAUAGAUGAUGAGGCGACCUAACUGAAUAUGGUUCCUAUUCCCAUUCCUGUUCAUUUACGUCGCGUAAAUUCAGGCGCAACCUGAGGUGAUUUUAGGAAUGACUUUAUAAUAUGAUGCAUUACCAAAUGUGAGCACAGACGGUUUUUAUUCUUCAUGGAACUCCAGUAAAAAUAUAAAUAAAUGAUGUUCGGUAACGCCAUGUAAGAUAAUCACCAGCUAUAAAAAAUAGCGCUUGCUCUUGCAGGUUUGUAAUUAGGAUUAGAUAUUAAUGAUUUAUGCUCUAACCUGAUUCGAAAUAACAUAUACAAAGUGGAAUCUAAUCUUGAGGGCGUGACUUUCCUGUCUUAAAAUAAUUUGCGUCUGGCAACAAAUUUAAAAUGUAUUUCCAUCAAAGACAUUAUAGAGUACACCUAUAGUAUCUUCGAUUUCCAUUCAGUGACAUAUUUGUCUUUCCAAAUCAUUUCUUAUAGAUUCAUUGAAGUCAAUUAUUAGACUCAGGGUCCUGAAUCGUUCAACUGCCUCUAUAAUUACGCUACAAUAUCUUAAAUUUAAGUAGAGAAUUCAAUGUAUCCUGAUUGCAGAAAAUGAAAAGCCGCAAUUCAGGAAUCACAUGCCAGUCUCGCUCUGUUGCAUAGAUUCGCUAUCUAUGUGAUUUGAGGAAUUUCCUUAACUCAUUCGUCAGGUCGAAGCUAUUUCACGAAAGUCAAUAACGGAGCAAAUGCCGAUAUGAACUAACUGUCAGCCCAAAAAGACUAUUAUCUUCCAAAGCACUCUUCAUAGAACAGCAUGGCUACAUGUGAAGAAAAAAUCGGUUAUCAAUCUUUCUUUGUUUUCCAUAUCCUUAUCGCUACUCUCCUCAGAGAAGAGAUAAUAAGCUUUUCCUCAACCUAUACCCUCAACUUCAUGUUUUCCUAUUGUCUUCAAACCAAGGUUAGACACGGGAUUUGUGUUAAUAAUAUCUAAACAAAGAUGUUAAAAGAUAAUUACAUUUGAUACUUUGACUGUGAAAGUAAAAAGGGGAGAAUAAGCUGAGUUUUUAAUUGAAAAGAUGGAUUUUAUCUUCCUCAGUCUUUUUCACUAAAGAAAAUCAUGCACCGGAAAAGCCUGAACCACUUUCAUACACAUACACACACACGCACACACUAUUUGUAUAUAGAUAUAUAUGUAUAUAUAUACAUAUUUAUAUACGUAUACAUGCGUUUGUAUGUGUGUGUUUAUGCCGAAUUUUAAUGAUUAAAGAAAACAAAAUAACCACAACAUUUAAAAGGCACAGGGCAGACAGCCACCAGUAAAAUAUGUGUCCCGGUUAUAAGUCACCCUCGCUAAUAAUACACAAUUAAUGGUUUGUAAAUCGUAAAUUGAUAUUCAUUUACUGACAAUGACUGUUAUAUGAGACAUUGUUUUGAUAGAGAUAAUGAUGGUAAUGUAAACACAUCGGACUCUGGGGAAAGGAGCUUCCCUCCCUUCCACGUCACAGGGAGAUCCUACCACCCCCACCCCCCCUCUUGCCUUUACACAUCACUUUUCAAACACACACACACACACACACGACAUUCUCUCUCUCUCUCUCUCUAGGAAAAGGGGGUCUUUAUUUGGACAACUUUGCCUUUUUCUUACGAUUUACUGCAAAUGUAAGAUUGGGUACCUGAAUACCAGUUAAUAUUUUAUCUGUUCUAGAAGUAAUUUUACUUUAUCACCAUUUUCGGCAUUCUCUCUCUCUCUCUCUCUCUCUCUCUCUCUCUCUCUAAGCAAUUUUGUCUUUUUUAUGAGAUGCUGGAUAUGUAAGUGAGCUAACAGAGAGCGAGUUAAAUACGUAUUUUGGGUGUGUUUGAAAAGAAUUUUACUUUAUCACCCUUUUCAACAUUCUCUCUCUCUCUCUCUCUCUCUCUCUCUCUCUCUCUCUCUCUCUCUCUCUCUCUUUUAUGAACGUGUAUAUAGGAUAUGUAGACAUACACUUUCGAAACCGUAUAUAUAACCCAUUUUGCUUCGUUGUAAAUUAGCGAGAUGCAGAAUGUUUAUGCCUUUCAAAACACAUUUCCUCGGUGACGAAGAAAGUUGACGCAGAGACCGAUCUCCGGCCUAAACAGGACCACUAAACACACAAGAUCCGGUCAAAUAUGCUUCUUUCUUUCCACUACCCUCGCCAAGCACCCGACCCCCCACCCCCCCCCUCUGCUGUCCAAGCAGGACCCAGUAAUGAUCUAAAGAAUGGUAAACAUCCAAACUGCCCAUCAGCAGAACCUAGGGUCAAUAUGCUUUUCUUCUCUUCAUUUUUGACAUGUUUCCACUAUAGAGGUAUUUAGUUUUGUUAUUCCAUUCGGCAUGUUUCUCUCUCUCCCUCUCCUUCUCUUUCUCUCUCUUUACACACACCCACGCACACACGCA
Messenger RNA from Macrobrachium nipponense, 4610 nucleotides. RefSeq names its product homeobox protein Nkx-2.4-like. The coding region runs from base 934 to 2124 and encodes 396 amino acids. The record is from RefSeq and is a predicted model, not a curated record. Gene Ontology annotation, molecular function: DNA-binding transcription factor activity, RNA polymerase II-specific; RNA polymerase II cis-regulatory region sequence-specific DNA binding. Gene Ontology annotation, cellular component: nucleus. Gene Ontology annotation, biological process: cell differentiation; regulation of transcription by RNA polymerase II. The transcript has 5 exons. Lineage: Eukaryota; Metazoa; Arthropoda; Malacostraca; Decapoda; Palaemonidae.